AAACAGAAGAUCCAAAUGAAUGCAACACAUUGUCUAGAACAUAGUCGUAAAGAUAGGAAAAAAAACUACGCAGUAUGGUUUAAUGGUCCUCAAUGGUUUAAUGGUCCUCAAUGAAAUCAGAUGCAUCUAGAUGAGUAUUUGUGAGCAUAGUAGAAAUUGAUGAGGUUCUAAUUUGCAAAAAAAAAUUGACACUUUAAUGUAAAUUCUCUUUUUCGGAGUAUAUGUAUGUAUAUCUUACAUAUGAAACGGAUGGUAGGUGAGCUUGAAGUUUUGAGAUGCUUGCAAAAUUUGUUAAAACAUAAUUGACAGUAAAGAUACGGAUGGAUGAAAUUAUGCAUCAAUUCAUGUUUAUAAAGCAUGUACACAAAGUAGUAUAUUAACAAAGAAGUAUACGUGGUGAUUAACACUACGCAAUGGGCAUUCAAAAAUUAUCACUCACAAGACAUGAUACUAUCUAAAGAGUGCUAUUUAUGUCCCUACCAAAACUGUUUUUUUUAUUUUAUGUGAAGACAUACGAGGAAUAAAUUAAUGUUUGAACAAGCAUGAAUGAAACAUCAAUCUCAAAAUAAAAUGCACAUAUACCUGGUCUGUUGUGGGGAUCUGAAAUUUCCGGAAAAAAUGGGGAUUUUGGGAUCCGAAAUCGGAGCCCAGAAGAAUGUUGUUGCCCUGUUGCUCUGCCUCCCGCCCCUGCUACCUUACCUUCGAUUGCUGCGCGAUGAAGGGGAGGAUGGCGAUGUUCGACGACGACUGGCGAUGGCGGCGGAAAAAAAAAACAGUGGAGAACUGCGAUGGUUUUUUUUCUGCGAUGCCCGGCGGAAAACGGCGAGAAGAAACAGGAGAGAGCAAAAACAAUUAGGGUUAGAGUCGUGCAAAGAACAUUUUGGCCUCACGUUUUCAAUUGGAUUUACCGUUUAUGAUAACAAUUUAAAGAUGUAAAUUAGGUCUGAAAAUGCUAACUCUAAAGACUACUUUCGGAUAGUCUUUUCAAAACGCUAAUAUUAACCUCUAACGUUAUUAUAAAACGACACCGUUAAG
Molecule: messenger RNA, 1035 nt
Organism: Cuscuta campestris
Lineage: Eukaryota; Viridiplantae; Streptophyta; Magnoliopsida; Solanales; Convolvulaceae
Source: the annotation of a GenBank genome assembly